GUGUAUAUGCCCCCCUCCUCCCUCCUCACUUGUUCUCGUCCUCAUUCCUCAGAUCUUUACGGAACGAUGGGACGAACAAAACCCAAUAAACAGCCAAUCUCCAAAGCCCAUGGAAUCAAAUCUAAACCGGCUACAUCGAAGUCUCCCUCCAUAGAAUCCUUACUAGAAAAAGCCCAUUCUCUCGUUGUCCAAUGCGAUUAUGAACUUGCUUUACGAUUUAUUCAACGGAUAUUAGAACAACAGCCAUCUCAUGCAGAUACAAAGGAAUUAAAAGGUGUUGUUCAGUUGGAAAUGGGUGACGUUGAGAGUGCAAAGCAGACCUUUAUGUCGCUAUUACCUCCAAGUCCAGAUGCCCCAUCACCCCCACCAGCUUCUGCACACUUGUAUCUCGCUCAAAUAAACAGUGACGACCCUCAAUCGGCUCUUCAACACUAUCAAGCAGCGAUAGACAUCAUGUCUUCGCAAGUAAAGGGGAAAGAACGUGCGGUAGAUGAUGGAAACGACGACGAUCUUGAACUUAGGACUAAUAUUGUUCGAGCUUUCAUUGGACAAGUAGAGAUUUGGAUGGAUCCCUCGCAUGAUCUCUGUUUCGCUCCUGAAGCAGAAGAAACCUGUCAGGAACUCCUUUCAUCCGCGUUACGAAUCGAUCCAGAUAACUCCGAAGCAUUACAAGCGCUGGCAUCCGUACGAAUGUCACAGCAACGUCCUGAGGAAGCGAAAGAAGUUCUAGAAAGGGCUUGGUCGUCGUGGAAGGACCUGGAUAUAGACAAUCCAAAGAUUCCACCGAUCGAGACGCGAUUGGCACUUGUCAAACUCUUCUUGGAAUUAUCCCUAUUUACGCCAGCUCUGUUGGUUCUCCACGGUGUCAUGUCCUCGGAUGAUGAAGACGUCGAGGCCUGGUAUCUAGAGGGAUGGUGUUAUUUCCUCAUGGCGGAGCAAGCGAAAGAAAGUGGAGGUACCUUGGAUGAUCUUUCAUGGGAGGAACUUGCCAAGGACUCUAGAGAUCGUUUGGAAACAUGUCAAUUGUUACACAUUAACGAGCAACAUCCUGACACUCCGCUAUUGGACCAUGUCAGGGAGCUCAUCGCCAAACUGGACGCUUUGGGAAUUAAGGUAUCUACUGAAGAAGAUGGGGCGGAUGGUGAGGGUGAAUGGAUUGAUGAAGACAGUGCGGAUGAGGACGGUGACGUUGAGAUGUCCUGA
Marasmius oreades (fairy-ring Marasmius) is the source of this 1203-nucleotide messenger RNA. RefSeq lists its product as uncharacterized. The record is from RefSeq and is a predicted model, not a curated record. NCBI's taxonomy places the organism in Eukaryota, Fungi, Basidiomycota, Agaricomycetes, Agaricales, Marasmiaceae. Bases 7 to 1203 code for a protein of 398 amino acids. Gene Ontology annotation, molecular function: protein binding. The transcript is spliced from 4 exons.